GGGAAGCACCCAGCAGUAUGUGCGCGCCCACGGGAGGGGCCGAUAGAAAAUGGCGAGUCUGUGCAAAAGGCAGCAAUGCACGAUAGAGAGGCGCGGCUUUCGGCAGGAACUUGACUCUUGGAGGCACAAACUCAUUCACUGUGUAGGCUUUGAAAGCAUCUUGGAAGGCUUGUUUGGGCCGGGACUAGUCAAAGAUAUCACCCUUUUCCAAGACUGCGAGCCCGAGGAAGUGUCUGACUGGUCCUUCGACGAAAACUGUCUCUUCUGCUGCUUAAGACGUGAGAAAGUCAAGGACCACGUCGCAGAGAACGGUGGAGGCAGCCAGGUGCUGUCGGAUUGUGAAGACGUCAAACAGGAGCAGUCUCGGUUCAGCCGGCUGGAGAGACAGGCCCAAGACUUCCUCAAUGCUGUGUUCCACAGAAAAGAACUCCCAAGUUUCUCAGACCCUCACAUUCCUCUAGUGGCUCGUGAGAUCAUGCAGCGAAUGAUCCGCCAGUUCGCUGCCGAAUAUACCUCAAAAACUACUCAGGACGACCUGCCCCUGCCCAACGGCACCAUGAAGGACCAAAGCCUGCCGAGAGUGGCGUCUCUGGCCCCGGCCCCUUGCUCCCCGCCCGGGCCCCUGCCCGCGCCAAACUCCCCUCCAUCGUCUGCCUCCUCCUCCCCAUCCCCAACCCCGGGGCCUGGCCUCAGCCCCACCUCCGCUAACGCCGCCACUGCCGCUGCUGCCGCCUCAGCACCCACCUGCACCCAGAGCAGCAACGGUACGGGAGCCAGUAACGGCGGAGGGGGAGGGGGUACGGCUGCUGCCUCUGCACAGAAUCCCGUCCUCAGCAAGCUUCUCAUGGCCGACCAGGACGGCCCGCUGGACCUCACCGUGAAGAAGAACCAGGUGGACACAGAGCCCAGCCAGCAGGACGGCGUCCUGGACCUCUCCACCAAGAAGACCCACAGCGCAGACAGCCUCAAAACCUUCCCCGGCUUCUCCCCUGCGUCUGGGGUCAAAGGACAUUCACUGAAAGUGGAGCAUACCCUGCCAGAGGUGGAUGAGGAGGAUGGCCUGCUGCAAAGAAGCUUGCAGGACGGACUAAGGGAGAACUAUGUCAGCUCCAACUCCUUCAAGCCCCCAUUGGCCCGCUCGCUGCGUAUCAAGGAGGAGCUCCUCAGCCAGAAGCACCGCCUCCUGAGCCAACCUGCUGCUCUUUCAUUGGCUAAUCUAGAGUCAGCCGGCUUGCUCAAUCACGGGCAGUCCCACUCCUUGCUUGGCCAGAAGGGCUCUUCCUCUUUCUGGGGAAGCAAGGCCCACCUGGAGAGCCUGAUGAAGCUAAAACAGGCCAGUGGAGCUCUGAGCGGGGCCCUCAGUGACCUCAAAGACCUGCCUGCAUUCCUGGAGAAUCACCACCACAACCACCACGGAGCCUUCUCCAUCAAGAGUUCCCUCCACCAUCACCACAAUCAGGUCUCCAAGGCCCAACACCACCACAAUGAGGGCAAGAGAGACCAGGGCCACUCACCUCCUGUCGACCUGAAGAUCCCGCAAGUUAGGGGCAUGGAUCUCUCCUGGGACUCACAUGCCUCUGAGCUGUACAGCUUUGGCACCAUGGGGGUCGGGGGUGGUGGCCACGGGGACAACACCUUGAGCCGGAAGCUGAGAGCCAUCCUGCCUAAGCAGAACCGCCGGGGAGGAAGUCUUGGAAGCCUGCUGGAUGGGGCAUCUGACUACUGGAGCUCUGAAUUGGAGCACUCCAUUUCUGGGCCAGCGUACUCCACCUCCGACGUGGAAGGGGACCCGAACUCCAAGCAGCCGAGGAAGAAGCGCGGCCGUUAUCGCCAGUACAACAGCGAGAUCCUGGAGGAGGCCAUAGCAGUAGUGAUGAGCGGGAAGAUGAGCGUGUCCAAGGCUCAGAACAUGUACGGCAUCCCGCACAGCACCCUGGAGUACAAGGUCAAAGAGCGCAUGGGAACCCUGAAGAACCCCCCAAAGAAGAAGCUCAAGCUGAUGAUGAAGAUGGAAGCAGGAGGCCAGGAUUUUCCCACCGAGUCGGAGAACACGCCCACCUCAACCCCGCGAGACGACGGCCCGCCACUGGCAGCUGCAGAGCUCAAGGACAAUGUAAAAGAAGAGAUUGAUGACAAUUUCAAACCAAUCGACUAAACGACUUACACAUGUAAACCUCAGUCAAAUGACUUAAGUAAUUUGAAAACGGAUGGGGCUUUAUUUGUGCCAAUUUACUUUGCAGUAUCUGGGUGAGCACAAACGCAGGGAUAAAUAUGAGAAGGAUUCUUAAACUGGAGAGAAACAACUAAUCGGACGGUUUUUAACAAGCGUCUCUUGAGUGACGCCGUACAAGCAUUUGUUUAGCUUUUAUAUCCAGGGGCUUAACAAAUGCAGAUAAAGACAUUAGUUAAAUGACAAUUGAUGAAAUUUCCUUAAGCAUGCUGAUAAUCCCUUGCCCAAAAACCCAAUCGCCCCUUUUUCUGAACUUGAUACACUGAACCACUUCUGCUUAUAAAUGCAGUUCGGGCUUUGGACCAUUCCAAUUUGGGGAGAAAAUGAGGGGAAGGUUGAAAAUUAACUCCUUAAAAAAAAAAAACUCACAAAUUAAUCCCUUUAUCGCUCCCCUCUCUCAUGGAUUACUAGCUGAAAAAAUUGGUAAGUGAACUGUCUAUUACAUUUGAACUGUAAGGUUUAAUCAUUACCAUCGAUAUCCAUCACCAGGGUUCCAAAUCAAAACCCCAUUUUCUUAUUGCCAGGUAGCCAUGACGCUUUAACUACAAACCUUUUCUUUCCUCCUUAAGAUAUUCUGCUACUCUCUGUGCGGAUGAAAGCAACAUUAACCCGUCCUUUUUGAACGAGAAAAAGACACACAAAAGUCAUUCAGGGAUGCAUGUUUGUGAGUUUCGUGGACACUACUGACUUCUAUAAUUGACUUCUUUUCUUCUAUCUUUUCGUUUGAUUUAUUUUUUGCUUUCUUUUGCACUACACUUUGGGUCUAGCGCUUACAGACCAGGUUACCUCGGCAUUGUUGCCCUUGCAUCAUGCACUUAUUAUGGUCUGUCUCUGAAGCCCAUUCGCAACCUCUCAGUGGGUCAGGGGGUGCACGUCGCCUGCAUAUGCUGAUCCAUAAUCAGAUCUGGGAGGCUCUUUAACCCUCUUUUUUGCCAAUGGACAAGUUGAGGGGUAAUCUGAUGAUGGAUCAGCUGUUUUUAAGGUGGAAUGCUACCUCAUGGACCUCCGUCAGUGUCUCACUGCUGAUCCUGGAAUGCCAGAAACGCCUUCAGGUUGCCCUCCAAACGGCAACUGAAGUGAGCUCAUCCCCUCAUGGAGAUCUUUUGCCUGAUGAAGGCCUUUUAGGAUCAGAAUGUGAAACUCUGCUGCUAUCCAUUAUGAUUAUCUAGCUCCUAUACAAGGCUUUAGCUAGCCUAAGCUAAUGAGUUUUAGCUAGUCUUCACUAACAACAAUACAUUUCUGAUGUUUUUCUCUUUUUUUUCUUUUUUUUUUCCUUUUCUAAUCAAACUAAGCAGAAGCAGCUUAGCUGAUGAGUUUCAAAAGAAAUUCUUCUCCCUCAGACGUCAAAGACAGUUUUAGAGGCAGUUUACUACAACAAUGUGCAUUUAUAGAGGGGUGUUCAUUCAGGGUGGUGGGUGGGCAAUAUGCAGUGGGGAGGGGUAGUAGAUAGAGGUGAGGGAAAGGCAGAUUUUAAUAUAUUAUAAGUUAUUAUGACUGAUUAUGUAAAAGCCAAUCCGUGAUUCUGGGUUAUGUCCUUUUCUCCUCAUUUUAAACUCAGGGUAGCUGAGACAGAUGAUGUGGGUUUCAAAUAUGGCGAUUUCCUCUUGGACCUAUAGUAGACAGACAGGAGGACAACACACAUCUCUCACUAAUGUUUUGCUAAUGGAUGGGCCAUGUGAGUAAAAAUACAGCAGCGCCGUGGCAAAUAGACCCGCUAAUCAAUCAUGGAAAAACAACAGAAAACACUGACGUUGGGGUUUCGGGGGGGAACGAACUUGUGGCGCUGAACUUCUAAAAUAGCACUUUUUCAAAAAUAAAAGAGAAAAAAAGCAAGAGAGAGAGAGAAAUCUGUUUGAGGUUAUGCAUGUGAUGUAGAUCUUCUCUGAGGGAUAUGGAGCAGGAAACAAUGAGGAGGGCAGAGAGAUGGAAGAAAAAAGCUUUAGUGUGUAAAGACUUUCAGAAAGCUGCAGCUUGGACCCAAACUACUCUUUUUUUUUUUUUUUCCUCUCAAUUACCUCCACAGAUUAAAAAAAAGAAAAAGUCAACAGCUUGAACAAGUUCAGUUUUUGUGUAGUGUCGUCUUGUCGGUUUCCCUCCCCUCGUCGCUGAAGCACCAGGGGUAGAAAAACUUAUCAUCACGGUUUUUGUUUUUUUUGCCAGACGGGGAAUGAAAAUCCCUCAGAGGACACAGGUGAAAAGAGAAGAAGAAGAAAAAAAAAAAAGAGUUUUCUAUCAGGAAAAGAUUGAAGGAGAUGACAAAAGCUUUUGGUUGUCAUGUUUUUCUGCUCUGUGGUAAAUGUUGCUCUUCGCUCCUGACACUGCCUGGUGCUCACCCAGUCUGUGAGAUUUUUAACAUGAGAAUUGUACCUCUCUGUUCAGAUUGAAAUGAUGAUGAUUCACUCCUUUUGAAAUGUAUUGUAUAUUUUAUUUAUUUGAUUUUUUUUUUUCUUUGUUUAUUUUCCUUUAAAAAAAAAAAUGGCAUGCACCACGUUAAUGGCUGAUUUUUGAUUUUGUCAGGCCAAUUGAAGAAUUGAAGUUGAGAGGAUUUCAACUCGAUAUAUAAAUCCUGAGCCAGAGACGCUCGAAUCGUUGAGAAUUAGACUCAUUGACUACCUGUUGUAUACAAUCUUUAUUUCCCCCCUUGUUGUAGCUCCAUUGGCUUGAUUGGCAGGUAUGCAUGGCCAAUGGGAAAAGCUUUAGAAAACAACCCCUGGAACAACAAUACUGCCGGGGGUCGUCAUGCAUUAAAUGCGACUAACACUUUGACAAUGCUGAGCAUUUGAAGUGUCUAAAGGGUUUUUGUGUGCGUUGAGUCGGACCCAGCGAAGGACAAUGCACUGAUCUGAUAGUUAAAACAGGAUCAAAGCCCCAGUGUUGAUACUAAAGCACUUCUCAUGAACACGCCUCUUAUAAAAAGGCAUGAUAGCUGCUCCACUUAGCCAGCUGUGAAUAUCAGUUUGACAUAAACGUGACUUUCUCGCAGACAGAACAAACCAACCAUGGCAAUCGGCCUGUUUGCCUGUGUCAUGUAAUGCAUGUAAAGCAUGGAUUUCCCUGUGUAGAAAUAUAAUGCAAUUGGAACUUAAUGCACAGGUUUGCAUGGAUAAACUCCAACAGCACUUAGGCUGGAUUCCCCUGAUGGGCAAUUCCUUGAGGGCCAAAUGAUCUCUGUGUAUAAUUCACACCAAUCCUUAAAUCAUUUACAAACAUUUUCUCUGUCCUUCCAUAAAGUCUGGACCCUGACUGCACAUUUGGCUAUAAAUUUCUCACUGCUUUCUAAAAAUAUGAGUGAUUUUAAAAUUAUUCUAAAAAGUCCCAUUUUCAGCCUGAUCUUAUCUACUGAGGUGCAUGCCAUUUAAGGUUUAUUUAUUUCAUUCCAUUUGUUUCUUUCUUGGGUUCUACUGAUUGUUUAUAGUCAUGUGGUUAACAGCUCCCCCUGUCCAAAAAGUCCUCCUUCUUACAACUGAGUCUCACUGCAGUUUUUAAAGAAACCUCAUACUAUAUUAUAUAAUUAAGAGAGCAGUAUAUAUCUAUUUAUAUAUAUAUAUUAACAGAUACUCAAAUGGUAAAUGUAGUAAUGAACUGAGAUGAUUAUCUUAAACUUACAAAAUCACACCACCACAACAGUGAUCUGCAAAAAAAAAAAAACCAAGAUGGCACUGUCAGUUCAUUUUCAACAGACUGUUGUUUUUAUCCUUUUUACGUUUAUUUUCACUUUGCGCUGCUUGCGCUGGAGACGCAGUUGUUUCCUGACGCGGGCGUGCGACAGUAGCCUUCAGUACUGUAAAUGUCUCAGGAUCGAGCCAAUGGGAAGGGCAGCAAUAUUUGUCAGUCGGAAAAAUGGCGCAGACUUAACUACCUGAACUAGAUGUAAU
Molecule: messenger RNA, 6105 nt
Organism: Seriola aureovittata
Lineage: Eukaryota; Metazoa; Chordata; Actinopteri; Carangiformes; Carangidae
Gene: lcor
Product: ligand dependent nuclear receptor corepressor
Exons: 7
Coding region: 50-2155 (701 amino acids)
Biological process (GO): regulation of transcription by RNA polymerase II
Cellular component (GO): nucleus
Molecular function (GO): DNA binding
Source: RefSeq, a predicted model, not a curated record